Musa acuminata subsp. malaccensis (wild Malaysian banana) is the source of this 941-nucleotide messenger RNA. NCBI's taxonomy places the organism in Eukaryota, Viridiplantae, Streptophyta, Magnoliopsida, Zingiberales, Musaceae. The record is from RefSeq and is a predicted model, not a curated record.
GAACUAAUUAGCAAGGGACAUCAGCUGGAUGCAAUAAACUUUGCCUAUGAGGCUGGCCUUCAGGACAAGUUUACUCCUGUUUCACUGCUAAAAUCCUUCCUGAAAGACUCAAAUAAAGCAACUUCAACCUUUGAGGAUCACAACGGUGGUGGGCAAACCACGAAUUACACGUGCCGCAAGGAACAGUCAAUUAUUCGGGCUGCUAUAAAAUGUAUUCAAGAACACAAGCUUGAAGCCGAGUUUCCAUUAGAGAGCCUUCAGAAGCGACUUGAACAAUUGGAGAAGGCCAAGGUGGAGAAGAAAAAACCUUCUGGUGGUGGUCCUGCAGCUCCUGCCAACAAGCGAACACGAGCUAAUAAUGGGGGACCAAUGCCUCCUGCCAAGGCUGGUCGUCUAACAAACAAUGUGCACGUCUCCUCCCCUGCUGCUCCUGCCUUUGUACGGUCACCAUCUGCCCAUACCACAUACCCUGCGGCAGCACCUUAUCCUUAUGAUAGUCCAGCAGGACACGGUGUCUAUGGUAGCAGGAGCCCUCCAGACAUCAGGGACUCCUAUAGAUAUCCAGCCGAAGUAGGCCCUGUCGCACUUGGUGCGCCAUACCACUCACCACCUAUGAGUUAUCCAGUCUAUGGAAAUUACAAUCCCUUGGGAGGAUACAACAAUGGAGUGGCACCAGGCUAUCAACAGGCUUACUACAGGUAGGGUUGGUAUCAAGACUUCAACAAGUUGACCUGGCUGGAUGACAUAAUCACUAAUAAUUUUGAGCCAUCUGCUUGAUGGCCUAUUUGUAGUGACUAACUGAAUUUGUAGGAUGUGUGCGCUUAUUAGAUGGUUUGCUUUUAGUAACUUGUUUAGAUCAGCUGUAUUCUGCUUUCACCUACUGUAUGUAAAUUAUAUUGGACAAAAAUUUCAAAAUAUUUUAAUCCUUUGUUGUUGAAUAA